AUGGACCUUUCCGUCUUUCUUUGGCGGACAUUCUGGCUUCAGUGCCAAAUGAUGCUCCACAAUGUCGAUAUCCAAUCCAGGAAUAUCUUGACCCAUUUUCGCCGACCGCCGCUUCAUCCCUCCCAUUUUCGCCGACCCAUUUCCGACUGUCACGACCCAUUUUCGACGAUUUUCCUCCGCCUACUGUCACGACCCGCUUCCGCCGACUGUCACGACCCGUUCUUCGCCGACGAUUCGCCGCUACUGCCUCCGGCCGCCCCUUCACACCGCGCCGCCCUUAUACCCCCACGCACGCGGCAGCCUUCACACCGUCCUCCGUGCUACGCUGCUCCGCUGACACCCACCUUACGACUCCUGCACUUCACCCCCACUAUCACUUCAUUCCAGCCACAUCCUUCAUCUUUCCCAUCCUCUGUUCAACAAACUUCACUGUUGUCGCUGCCUACACCGUCACCGCCAACACCACUUCCGCGACGCAUACCGCCUCCAACACCCAUUCUACUGCUUCCUCGUCGCCGAUUCAUCAGUCCCGUCUUCUGCAAAUCAUUCUGCAAAUCAUUCUGGGCCGUUACCGUGACGGAAAAGGACGUAGCUAGGGACGACGAGUCCAGAUUCCAGAAUCCAAUUUUGAGCGCGCUGGACUCCAAAUUGGGCGGGUUAUUAGCUGAAGCCUCGUUCGUAGAGGACUUCGCCGGAAAAGUUGGACAGUCAACGGUUCUUCGAAUUGCAGCUGGAAUUGGAUCCAAGAGAGUCGCCUUGCUUGGCCUCGGAGCUUCUGCUUCUGGUCCGGCCGCCUUUAAAGGCCUUGGUAAGGCUGUUGCUGCAGCUGCUAAGUCCGCUCAGGCUGUCCACGUCGCUGUCGUUUUAGCUUCUUCUUCUCAAGGACUCUCUUCCCUUAACACUGCCUCUGCAAUCGCCACUGGUGUUCAUGUAUAUGUGUGUUGUUGUACGGUGUUUUACGGUUUGGUGUUUUUUAGUUUGGACAACAUAGUUGUCAAAUGUGUGCCUUGUUCGCAUAUUUUCUGCAAAGCAUGUAUAUCGCGUUUUGAGGACUGUCCGUUAUGUGGAGCUGAUAUUGUGAAGAUUGAGCCCGAUGACAAUCUUCAAGGUGUAGUCGAUCGCUUUAUUGAAGGUCAUGCUAGGAUCAAAAGGUCUGUUAAUUUAGACAAAGGUGAAGAAGCAGCAGAAAAUAAUAAGCCUGUCAUAUACGAAGACGUGUCUUUGGAAAGAGGUUCUUUCUUAGUGCAACAGGCCAUGAGGGCAUUCCGUGCUCAGAAUUUAGAAAGUUCCAAAUCAAGACUCAGCCUAUGUGCAGAAGACGUUCGUAGUCAGAUUGAAAAAGUUGGUAACACUUCAGAGUUAUGUUCACAACUUGGAGCAGUCUUGGGUAUGCUUGGUGACUGCUGGUAUAGGAAUUUAUCUGUCAAGACGACAAACGUGCCAAUAGCCCAGUUUAAGAGUCUUUGUGCUUAUUGGAGUAAGGAAACUAUACAAGCAAUCAGUGAAAAUAACACUAGAAAUAGAGCUCAACUAAAGUGGAUGCAUCGAAUGGGUCCCAAAAACUUUGCUUUGACUCGUGAAAAAGUGCGUGAAAAGGAAAAAAGAGAGCCCACUCAAUCAGAAAUGUUUGUUGAAACUCGAAAAGGAAAUAAAGGAAAGGAACUGGAUGUAGAAACUGGAAAAGUAAUUGACGACAUAAAUGAUAAAAUUCAAGAGGACGACCUAAAUGAUAAAAUUCAAGAGGACGACGUAGAUGACGAAUUUCAAGAGGACGACAUAGAUCUAGAUGAUGAAUUUCAAGAGGAGGAUAUAGAUGGUGAAUUUCAAGAGGACGACGUAGAUGAAGAAUUUAUGGAGGAUGACAUAUCUAACGAAUUUCAAGAGGACGAUCUGGAUGCUUUACUCCUAGAAGACAAACUUGAAUGA
This is a messenger RNA of Vicia faba (fava bean), 1926 nucleotides long. NCBI's taxonomy places the organism in Eukaryota, Viridiplantae, Streptophyta, Magnoliopsida, Fabales, Fabaceae. The record is from the annotation of a GenBank genome assembly.